GUAUUAAUUCUUUGAAAAAAUAAAACAUUACAGAUUUAUUACUACAAUUUUCUGUGAUUUAUCUUAUCGAUUGCUGCCGAUAUUGUUAUUAUUAUUGCUGUACAACAAUUCAUCACCAUAUUUAUCAAUAUCAAUGGCUACUUAAUUCAGUGAAAAGUUAUCAAAUCUAUUUUGCUCAUCUAAGUCAUCGAUCUUUUUAUCACACAUGUUUUGUAUUGUCCAUUAUGUUAAUCAUGACCAAUAUGAUGACAUUUGCAAUGUCGACCAUUGAUACAAAGAAUGAUAAUAACAUUUCCAUUAUUCAACAUUAUGAUGAUUCUCAUUUAAAUGAUUAUAGUAAUACAAGAUUUAUCAAAAAUCGUACCAAACAAGAUGAUUCAAUAAUCAAUAAAAUGAAUAUCGAUAGUAAUUCGGAUGAUGAUGGUAAUUCGGAUGAAACGCAUUCAGAUGAAUUAUAUGUUAAUCUAUGUGAAUUGAUGCGACAACAACUGAAACAACGAUGGCAACCCAAUGUUAAGAAUGAUCAUAAUUAUUAUUAUUUACAGCAUAAUCAAGCCACUUUGAUUACAACUACUGAACAUUUUCAUCGACAUAGCCAUAAUCAUUUUCAUUCACACCAUAAUCAUGUUCAUCAACAAAACAGUGAACAACAGCGUUUGCAACAACGUGAAAAUCACCUGCGGUAA
Molecule: messenger RNA, 686 nt
Organism: Dermatophagoides farinae (American house dust mite)
Lineage: Eukaryota; Metazoa; Arthropoda; Arachnida; Sarcoptiformes; Pyroglyphidae
Source: RefSeq, a predicted model, not a curated record